GCAGGCAGAAAAACAGUCGCCUUGAAGACCAUCAACGCUUGCCAUGCUCGUGAGACAUCCUGUGAGCGCGCUAUCGAAGAACACAUCAAAAACCAAAAUGCAUCUCACUGUGGCUGCGUGAUCUUGCGGACCUGUUCUGAAAGUUUCAAUUUGCCCUUGACUUUCUCUAGUCAACUUUUGGGAUUGCUCAUACCGACCAGUGAGUCUAUGCAAUCUAAAGUCGACCCACUGACUGGUCGCACAGCGUACCGCUGCAACACUGAUUUGGGGCCUCUUGACUGGAGAGAGUUGAAGAACAUGGCACCUAAAAUAUCUGAUUAUGGGCUGUCAACAAUCGCCAACCAGGAUUAA
Messenger RNA from Penicillium soppii, 351 nucleotides. RefSeq lists its product as uncharacterized. NCBI's taxonomy places the organism in Eukaryota, Fungi, Ascomycota, Eurotiomycetes, Eurotiales, Aspergillaceae. The record is from RefSeq and is a predicted model, not a curated record. The annotation marks the transcript as partial. The transcript is spliced from 3 exons.